AUGGUGAAAGCCCCCUUCUAUGACAAAAAUGGACUGAAGAAAGGUGCAUGGAUUCCAGAAGAAGAUGAUAAGCUAAGAAGUUUUAUUCAGAGAUAUGGCCACUCAAAUUGGUACAAACUUCCCAAGCUCGCCGGUUUAUCAAGGUGUGGCAAGAGUUGCAGGAUGCGAUGGUUGAACUACCUCCAGCCAGGUGUAAAACGUGGAAACUUCACCAAUGAAGAAGAGGAUUUAAUCAUCAAGUUACAUGAAGAAGCUGGAAACAAAUGGUCUAUGAUUGCCAAGCAUUUACCCGGACGAACAGACAAUGAGAUAAAGAACCAUUGGCACACGCACCUAAAGAAGCAUGUAAAGCAAAAUCCAAAAACAUCUGAGGUGAAGGAGCAAUUUAAUGAAACUUCCCAAUGCAAAGCCAAGAAAAAUAGAGAAUCAGAAAGUGGAAGUCUUCAUGCCAGUGCUUCCUCUCACCAAAGCUUAGAAAGCUCCCCCUUGUCCACAGAACUAUCUUCCUCUGAACUCUUCUCUUUGAGCUAUGAUCAUCCACCUGUAACUGGCAUAAAUUGGGCUGAAGAAGACUGUCUUACUUCAUUCGAAACAUUUGAAGACACCUUUGGAGACUUUUGGACUGAACCAUUUGUAGCAGGCAACAUGAAUAUCCCAGUUGAGUUUCCAAUAUCUCCAUAUAUUUUAUACCAUGAUGACACAGAUUCGUUUGACAAAGUGAUGCAGGAAUUGCCAAAAAACUAAUGCAAGUUUCUGCCCUACAAGGAUCUAUUUUUAUAAAUAACAAUUGCGCUGUUGACUGAUUGUAAAAUAUUAAAAUAACGCUUGGGAUAUUUCUCUAGCUACAAACAGCCACCUAAAUGUCUGAUAUGUGAAAGCGAUCGUGCACGCAAGUUUAUUCUUGCUGCUUAAUAAUGCUAUAAUAAUGCAGGGAAUAUAUGUUAUGCAUAUAUAGCUUUUGGGCUAGCUUGUUAAGUCCAAUCUCCUAAUG
Quercus lobata is the source of this 991-nucleotide messenger RNA. Its product is annotated as transcription factor MYB15-like. The transcript is spliced from 3 exons. The coding region runs from base 1 to 744 and encodes 247 amino acids. NCBI's taxonomy places the organism in Eukaryota, Viridiplantae, Streptophyta, Magnoliopsida, Fagales, Fagaceae. The record is from RefSeq and is a predicted model, not a curated record.